UCCAACUCCCAUUGCACGUUCGUUAAGAUAUUAUACAAGUACGGUGAGAAUAUCUCGUGUUACAUUCGUUUCCUAGAAAAUAUUCCCCUAAAGUUGGGGGGAAUACUGAAGUACGGAACUGGGCAAGGUAUCGAAGGCUAGGAUAUCCAUGGUCUCUGGAGUGGAAGCUUGACAACAAUCUAGCGAUAUUCACAAUCUCGUGAACGGUCGAAAUCUAAUUCCUGGGCUAGCAUUCAAGCUCGGAUGCCGCCCCAGAACCCAUCGGCGUCCCAUAGGCCCUCCAAGUGCAGGCUCCUCCAGCCGCCCGAAAAAAGACUCUCCAAACCACCGAGAGUACACUCUCCGCGAGCACCACCGGCUACGAAGAAGCUUCAGAGGCAUAGGAAGGUUCCCAUCGCUUCCUCUGUACUAUCAUUGUACAUACUACAAUAUGAGUCCUACCCUUACGGUAGCAAACCUGGAGUUCUUCUCGGCGCCUUCUCCGACCUCUAUACUGCUGCUGCAGGAGCCGGAGCUUCUGGUGCUACCGGUCUUCCACAACACGCCCCGACUGAAGAGUUAACCUUCCUUACGAAAUCCGGACGGGUGAAGGUCUUGCGGACGGAGCUACAUACGGAAAGAGGAAUAGACACGAAGAUACCAAAGGCACGCAAGAAUCAACGUGGUACAGCAUGCUUGCCUAUGCGACUCCACCCCGAUGAUAUGGUCUAUAUCGCCCUCGAAGAAGCACCCUCAGGAACAACAUGCAUAGGUGCGUUUACGGAGAAGACUAAGGCUUGGAGCUCUUGUGUGGGACGCCUUACGCAAUCAUCACCUGCGUUUGAUAUGAAUGAAAACGUGACGUGGAUGGAUGAAGAGGGCAUGCCGCAUUUGAGAAGGAAGAUCGUUGGCAGAGGGUGGCAUCAUUGGUUUGUGCGCAUUUAUAGGAUAGAUGAGCUUGUUGACAGCAUGUUAGCAGCGUAGAUAAAUAUAUCGCAUAUAGGAGCAAAAUGGUGCGCACCAUCUUCUC
Lindgomyces ingoldianus is the source of this 1009-nucleotide messenger RNA. RefSeq lists its product as uncharacterized. NCBI's taxonomy places the organism in Eukaryota, Fungi, Ascomycota, Dothideomycetes, Pleosporales, Lindgomycetaceae. The transcript has a single exon. Bases 244 to 963 code for a protein of 239 amino acids. The record is from RefSeq and is a predicted model, not a curated record.